AUGGCAUCAUUUUUAAAUCAUAGAAAUGAUAGUUCCGUUUAUAUAGAAGAAGCUAUAACCAAGGAUAAUGUAACCUAUUAUAAAAUUAUUGUUAAAGUCGGUUUUGUGCAGUGGGACGUAUGGCAUCGCUACAGUGAUUUUGUAGAACUUCACGACAAACUCAUCCGCGAUUAUGGCAUUGAACGGGAUCUACUUCCGCCUAAGAAGGUCAUUCGUAACAAAACACCAAAAUUUAUUGAACACAGACGAGAAGCCCUCAAUGAGUACCUUAAAAAUGUAUUUAACUUUUUGAAUUUGACCAUGCCUUCAGAAUUUGCUCAUUUCCUGGACUUCCAUUUGUAUGAUAUAUUCUUUUUGCUACAAGAUUUGGCCAAGAAACUGUUUUUAGAAGGUGACAAAAUGUUACAGAGUGAGAAAUCCCAUAAAUUCACACCAUUAGAGCUCCAUGCAAUCAGUGAAAGAUUUAAAAUAGCUUGUCCACCAAUGGAAAAACUGGAUCAAAUGUAUGACUUUAGUCAUAUUUUGGACUUUUGUUCCCAAAUAACAUCAUUGAGUAUAGAGGGCAGUUAUCAAAUUCUUGGCACCAGUAAUAUUGUGCCAAAUGAUUUAAAGUUUGAUCUUAUACCCUUUAAGUCUUUGAUGGAUUUAAAAAUUCUUGGUGUGCCUAUGGCCUGUAUACAAAGUGUUGGGAGUUUACGAGCAUCAUUGUGUACAUUAUCAGUAUUAACUGCUACAGUUGUAUCUCUUAAUGAAUUUCUACUAGUUGAUGUUCUACAUAAGGACCCAUCAAGUAUUACAGAUUCUAUGAUAUGGAAAAAAUUGACAAUCAUUAAUUUCUCAAGCAAUAACAUAAACAAAGUUGACUGGGCUAUCCGUCUUGUACCAAAGUUGCAACACCUCAACCUAUCAUCAAACAAGUUGACAGAACUGUGUGAUAUAUCUUGCCUCCAUGAUCUCCAGGUAUUAAAUUUAUCAAUGAAUAAUUUCAGUACUUGCGAUAAUUGGCAUGGUAAAAUUGGUAACAUUGUAAAAAUUGAUUUGUCACAGAAUAAGGUUCAAUCACUACAGGGUUUUUCUAGAUUGUAUUCAUUGGAAAGUUUAGAUUUAAGCUGUAAUGUAAUCACAGAUGUUGAAGAGGUCCAGCAUAUAUGCAAAUUGCCUUGUUUAGAAUAUCUAUGGUUGACAGCUAAUCCUGUAGCCACAACCAUAGAUUAUAGAGUGAAGGUCAUGGAGCAAUUUAAUGCCAGAAUGUCAGAGCUUUGCUUAGAUAAUGAAAAAGCGUCCGAAAAAGAAUUGGAUACCGCAAGGGUUUUGCAAGCAUUAAGAGUAGUAAAGGAGGGUAAAACUCCAAGUUUCUUGCAAAAUAAUCAUACAAGUCAUAGUUUUCAUAGAAGUUGA
Messenger RNA from Pieris macdunnoughi, 1398 nucleotides. The record is from the annotation of a GenBank genome assembly. Lineage: Eukaryota; Metazoa; Arthropoda; Insecta; Lepidoptera; Pieridae.